This is a messenger RNA of Ruditapes philippinarum (Manila clam), 2912 nucleotides long. Its product is annotated as poly(ADP-ribose) glycohydrolase-like. The transcript has 19 exons. NCBI's taxonomy places the organism in Eukaryota, Metazoa, Mollusca, Bivalvia, Venerida, Veneridae. The record is from RefSeq and is a predicted model, not a curated record. Gene Ontology annotation, molecular function: poly(ADP-ribose) glycohydrolase activity. Gene Ontology annotation, cellular component: cytoplasm; nucleus. The coding region runs from base 172 to 2196 and encodes 674 amino acids. Gene Ontology annotation, biological process: nucleotide-sugar metabolic process; carbohydrate metabolic process; regulation of DNA repair.
AUAGUUUAUCAGAAUAAUACCAUUGUACGUUGCGAUAGCUUAACUGAAACUAAACAAACCGAAAGUCAGUAGUGCAAAAGAUAAACCAACGGAUUGUUUUUCUGUCAUUCGAAUUCCAUACAGACAUUCAUUGAUGUGCUAUUAACUACCACCAGAGAAUUUAUCAUUAGAAUGAGUGAGCCGCCACUAAAGAAAAAGAGGACAAUUCUUGAUUUUUUCUCUGGAAAAGGUAAUAAAAAAAGUCGAGGAGAAGGAAAGAAGGUAGAUGUAAUGGCAAGUGCAGCCAAUGCAGUAGACAAAAACAGUUCCAGUGGAGCAAAAACAAAAGUUACAGAUGAUGAGGUACCAGGUACAUCAGCUGCUGAUACACAUGUAGAGGAAACAAUUGUUAUAAAUGACUUUGAUUCUGAAGACACACUGAAGGAUAUUCCAACUAAAAAACCAAGCCAAUGUAAAGCUGGUAGUCAGGCAUGGAAGGGAAUUCCUUUAAAAAUUCUGGACAAGUUAACUGAUAUGGAUGAGAAUCUGGGACCACUACAUGGCACAGACAACCACAGGGUGCUCUUUAAAACACCUUUUAAAUAUGAUGGUGUAAAGCCACCUACUCCUUUCCCAACUUACAAAGAUAAAUGGGAUACUAACUAUGUGAGAAUGCCUUGUUCUAACCUUAGUGAAUAUCCAACUACUGGGAAGGAUGGGGGUCCAAAAGUUUUACGUCGAUGGGAUAUGAUACAGGAGGCAUUGCUGGCUGAUAUUCCUGGACCAUAUGAACUAGAGGAGAAAAUUCUCUCAUACAAUUCUAGAUAUUUUGGAAAGUGGAAUUUUAAUGUUCUCCAUUCUUUCUUUGUUGAGAAUAUAGAUAAUGCUGAAAGAAAUCAUUUCUUUAAUGAUACAUUGAAGAAGAUGGCAACAUUAGCUUUACAGUUACCCCAUUUAUGUACAGCACCUAUUCCUUUGUUGAAAUGUAACAGAAAUUUUAGUGUUACUUUGAGUCAACAGCAGAUAGCCUGUCUCCUAGCCAAUGCAUUCUUCUGUACUUUCCCAAGACGAAAUGCUAAAUCUAGAACAUCCGAAUAUAUUAGAUAUCCAAACAUCAACUUCAACUCAUUAUUUAUGGGCCAGCCAUCCUAUGUCAAGUUUGAAAAAUUAAGAUGUAUUAUCCAUUACUUCAACAGAAUUUUUAAGAAAAUGCCAUGUGGAACUGUUACAUUUACAAGACAGUGUAUUCCACAAGAUAAGAUGCCAAACUGGGAGAAUGAUGACACACCGUUGCGGGGUUUACAUGUAUCAUCUGAGGGAACUAUAGAGGAUGAUGGUUUGGGACUGCUACAGGCUGACUUUGCCAACAUGUAUCUAGGAGGUGGGGUAUUAGGGAAUGGUUGCGUUCAGGAGGAAAUACGGUUCUUGAUUUGUCCAGAGAUGAUUGUAUCACGACUGUUUACUGAAUGUCUUAACAAGAAUGAAUGUCUUUUAAUGAGAGGCUGUGAACGAUUCAGUAACUAUGAUGGUUAUGCUGCAAAGUUUGAAUGGAAGGAAAAUUAUAUUGACACAACUCCUAGAGAUUCAUGGGGAAGAAUUAAAUGUGAAGUAACAGCAAUAGAUGCUCUUGUUAUACAUGACUUCAGAUCUCAGUUUCAAGUAGCAACAGUGAAGAGAGAGUUAAACAAGGCAUAUUGUGGGUUUGCCUAUCUUGGUAAGAAGACAACUGAUACAUUACCUGCAGUAUGUACUGGUAACUGGGGAUGUGGUGCAUUUGGGGGAGACAAACAAUUAAAAGCUUUAAUCCAGUUAAUGGCAGCAGCUAAAGCGGGUCGUGACCUGUGUUACUUCACGUUUGAUGACGAGGGUUUGAGGGACCAGAUUUUUGCUAUUCAUAAAUACCUUACAUCAGAUAACAUGCUCAGAAUAGGGGAGAUAAUGGCAAUGUUAGGACUAUACUAUUCUGAUGUAGUGAAGCAUUCAUCUGGGAAAUAUGUUAAACAUGAACUCUUUGAAUACAUUAAAGUGAUUUUUAGUGUUAAUUCUGGAAGAAACAAAUUAUCCAAAACUGUUCCCCAUAAUCCGGGGCAUGUCCAAACUCGACAUGGGCAUGGUAGGCUCUCCUAUACCUAUCCUGGUCAUCAUAACACCCGCAGCAGACCACACAACCAAGGUCAUGGUCAUCAUGUUGGUUCCAGGUUGUGGAAUGAAUUUUGAUAAAUAACCUCUGAUAUCAGUGAUAUAUCGGAUAAUAAAUAAACAGAUUAUGUCUUAUCAUAUCAAAAGACCUGCUGUGAAUAUCUUUAAUAACUAGUGAUUUAUUUCCAUUACAUGUCAGUAUUUAAUCUUCUCAUGACAAUGUCGACAAUUUAUGAUGUGUAUAUAUCUUUGAGAGAGAACUUGUUGGAAAGAAUUUGUUAUAAUUAAAAAGUAAACAUAUGUCUGACUAUAUUCACUGUAGACCUUAAAUGUACAUUCAAAAUAAUUCUGAACUGGAAUAAGGCUUGUGAUUCUGUUAAUUGAAUUGGAUGUUACUGAAUAUGACUUAGUGUUUUCCUUACAAAGCUUGUCUUCAAACUAUGUUCAAAAUAAACUCACUUAUAAUAUUGUGAACAGUGUAUUGUGAUUUAUGAAAAGCCAUUGGGAUAGUUUUAUGUGUAGCAUUGUUAACAUAGUUUAUUGUGUUUUCUCCCUUUAAUGCGAGAAUAAUUUUGAUGUUGAAAUUUGCUUCUGCAGUGACAAUUAUUCUCAAUGUGGAAAUGUUUCUUGUAUUAUUUGAAUAUUUUGUAUUAAAGGUGACCUUCUAAAACUGAUAGAACAGUAUAGGAGAAAUGUGCUGCUUAAAUCCAGAUACAAACCUGCCCUCAAGUUAUUUGGCUAUAUUAGAAGUGUAUUUGAUGGUGGACUAGAAGACACUGGAAGUGAAGACAGUA